This is a messenger RNA of Helobdella robusta, 480 nucleotides long. RefSeq lists its product as hypothetical. The coding region runs from base 1 to 480 and encodes 159 amino acids. The transcript has 2 exons. The record is from RefSeq and is a predicted model, not a curated record. NCBI's taxonomy places the organism in Eukaryota, Metazoa, Annelida, Clitellata, Rhynchobdellida, Glossiphoniidae.
AUGUCAAAAUCAAAGAUUUCUCUAAGUAAAGCUUGCGAAAUGAUUUUAGAAGAAAGUGAGGAAGAUUAUGUUGCAUCAGAUGAUGAUAAUGAAAUCGAUUGUGUUGAAGAAAACGAAGUUAGUACUAGUGAAAGCGAAAAUGACGUGAAAUCUGAUUUGAUGGCUAAUACUAUUACGCAUGAGGAAACGUAUUUAUCAAAAAAUAAAGAAAUUGUGUGGCAUAGUACACCAGAAACAAAUACACAAGGUCGUGCCAAAAGUUUCAAUAUUGUAAAAGGAAGUCCAGGAUUCAGCAAUUAUGCAAAAAAUAACGUUGAUUCAAUAUCUUCUUCUUUUUUGAUUUAUUUCAGAUCUAGUUUGUUGGAACAAAUAUGUCAUUUCACAAAUCAAGAAGGACAACUGGUGCUGAAAGAUGAAAAAUUUCUUGUUUUUGUAUAUUUUGCUUAUUUGGAGAUUGCUAUAUUUAGAAACACAACAUAA